This is a messenger RNA of Gigantopelta aegis, 2882 nucleotides long. RefSeq lists its product as uncharacterized. Lineage: Eukaryota; Metazoa; Mollusca; Gastropoda; Neomphalida; Peltospiridae. Bases 191 to 706 code for a protein of 171 amino acids. The transcript is spliced from 2 exons. The record is from RefSeq and is a predicted model, not a curated record.
CACUGAUAAUACCGAGGUUAUUUGUCUACCGCCGUACAUACACAGUCCUGAUUUCCAAACAUAAUCGGAUCUGCGCAGGUAUUUUCAAGGUAGCUACACCCCCUGUCGCCACUUUCCAGAACGCAGAUCGUAACGUCAUUCGGCGGACGUGCCAGUCGCAAGUUGUCCAUAGCGACAAGACAGUACCAAUAUGGCGCAUCUGAGCAUGGGAGCUUUCGGGGCAUACCAACAUUCGUACAGUGAAUAUUUAAAAGAAAGGAAAGAACGCGAAAACCGAUUGAAUCCACCCGAACCGGAGGUAGUGUGGGUGACGAAAAGGUACGACCCAACUGAUCUCCGCUUCACAGCUCCAACACCCCGACACAAGCUGGUAGUCCCCAGGGACCUGCCCCCUGUCCAGAAGCAAUUUGUGCCAGUAGGACUGGAUCCGCCGCUCAGAUACUUCGACAGGGACCUUCAGCGGGACGGUAUUUACAUAUAUGCGUCUAGUCCGUGCACUCGCUCAGAGGAGUGGUCAACUCUUAGGCAGAUUCUACCCUCCAAAGGCCCACACUUCAAAGUCGGUCCCCCCAAAUGGGGGACAGGAUUGGGUUACCCUCCCUUUUACUCCGCAAGGCCCAAACGCAGAAACCCAACAGUUAACAGCCCAAUGACAAAGUACGUGGAUGACAUGCAUAUAGCAGACAAGUUGUUUAGACUCUACUAAACAAAACCCUAUCUUGAGAACCAAAGAGGAGUCAACUUAAUUGAACAAGAACUGUACAUUUUAAAAAUAUAUCUAAAAAUAUUAGAUGUAUUUAUAAAAAAUACAAUACAAAAUACCAAGAUCUAUACAUAAUAAAGAAGAUCCAUAUUACAUGGAAAUAUGAAAUUGUAAAUAUAAAGUACAGAUGUAUGGUUUCUAUAGAAGUAUAUGGAUUACUUUUAACGAUAUGAGAGGUAAAACACAACGUAGAUCUACCAAAUAACCACGGAGAUGUAGUGAAUAAUGUCAGCUGCUAAUAUGAGACGAUUUCUGAAAUAUGUUUUCGUAUAAUGUGCACUGACGCAACUAUCUAUUGAUAAUAUUUUUCUUCGUUAUUUUAUGUUUUGCCAGCUCAUGUCGGCAGAGUCACUGAAUUACAAAUAUAACGCUGUAAUUUGUGCAUGGGUAAAUUGAAAAGUUCUAAGACUAAGCAUUUAUUUCAUCGAAUCGUGUACAUCAGUAUUAUGCUCAAAAUGCCAGCCAGGCCCUUUGUAAAAAGAAGUCUUAUUUCGAUUGAAGGAUAAAGAAAUAGCCGCCAGCUGUGGAAAAAUGGUUAAUGAUUUCUGCACCACGACAAUUCUCCUUUACCCGCUGCUGAUUACAUUAAAUAUUUAAAUUUUUGGAAGAUGAAGAAGAAGAAGAAAGAAAGAAUAAGAAACCAUUCCAUUGAUACCACACAUCUUGCCCCGUAUGAGUGUUUUCUGUUCCGAAACAAUAAAAUAGUAACUGAAAAGAAAGAUAUUUGAUGACAUUCCAACCAUACAUAAUAAUGUGACGGCAGAACUCAGUUGGAUAACAAUGGAAGACGUCCAACAUUUCUUCCGAAAGUGGCAGGGGCGCUGGGACAAAUUCAUAUCAUCUGUGAGAGAUCAACUUGAAGGGCACAGCUUACAAUACUGAUGUGUGUACAUACAUACAUACAUACAUACAUACAUACAUACAUCAAUCUUUGAAAUAAAUGCUUUAAUUAGUCCUAGAACUUUGUGAUCAGAAGUUGUACUUCGUUAUGUAUACUUCACAAAGAAUGUAUAACUGCAUGAUCAAUGCUUAGAUUCGUACCAUGAUUUAUAUAUGGGUUGUUCGAGAAAUUAUCAGAUCUAGGGGCCUGCUGGAGGUGCGCACCCAUUCCUUCGAACUCGGAAGUGCCCCGGACCCCCAGUGUUUCUUUGAUAGAUGUAUGCAAUCAGUUUAUGUUUUUAAAAAGAGGAUUGGUGUAAUAUCUUGGUCGGUUGGUGUUUGUAGGAUAGCUUAUCACAGAUAUAAUACAUGUUAGCGUAAUUCAACUUAUGGGGAAAAUUGUCUUUUUCUUCUAUUUUUUUUAAUUUUUUACUAUGACCACAUCAUUCGUUAUUUAUGAUAACACACACCAAUAACACACGUAUGAUGUGUGAUAUCAAUUUAAAGACAUGACUUGGUGAUGACCAGAUCGAAACAGUCAUACCAUCAAACAAAAACAAAAAGCACGAUCGAAAUUCAUUACACUGUGACGAAUACGUUAACUGAUUGCUCUGUGACGGAAGUUAGCUGCAAACGCCGAGGAUGUAAAUACGUUUUAGUUGGAAAAUACGUUUAAAUUUAUUUUAAACCUUGUGUUUAAGGUUAUGUAAGACAUAUAAUACCACAUUCGUGUCCGUUAGAUACCAUUGUUCUUACAAUUCGUUAGAUGUGCUUUAAAACAACUCGUGAGAUAGGCUUAAAUGGUAUCUAACGGCCACUCAUGUAGUAUUCACUAUAUAGUAUGUAGGUAAAGGAUAUUAAGAUAACCCCUCACCAGAAAUGUCUAGAGUAACCAAAAACUGCAUACCGUAACAGUAUUAAUAUAAUGUUUACAACAGUAUUGAAUGCUUUUAUAUUUUCUUAUUUUGUAGUCUUUUAUUUUAUAGUCUUUUAUUUUGUAGUCUUAUUUUGUAGUUUUAUUUUGUUGUCGUAUUUUAUAGUCGUCUUUUGUAGUUUUAUUUGGUUCACAAAUAUCAAUUAAUUAUUUGUGGGCACUUUAUUUCAAAUAAAUUUAUACAUAUUGUUUGUGUUUACAAGCUUUUGAAAUAUACAAGUUCAAGUUAUUAUGUUUGUUUUAGAGGUUGGUCUACAUAAUAAACCAAUGCUGUGAGGAUUCAUUUGAAAUAUAUUAUAAUGUCUU